Sinocyclocheilus rhinocerous is the source of this 2163-nucleotide messenger RNA. RefSeq lists its product as uncharacterized. Gene Ontology annotation, biological process: negative regulation of DNA-templated transcription. The record is from RefSeq and is a predicted model, not a curated record. The transcript has 6 exons. NCBI's taxonomy places the organism in Eukaryota, Metazoa, Chordata, Actinopteri, Cypriniformes, Cyprinidae. The coding region runs from base 254 to 2155 and encodes 633 amino acids.
CUGUCUCUUUAAAUUUACCCAGGAGCCCCUAAAGGAGCCCCAGGGGCCCCUAGCUCGGCUCUCCACCCUGAAGACAAGCAGAACAUCUAAAUACAAACAGGAGACCGCUUAAAGUCACCGACCAUUUGACAGAUCUGCACUCCAACUUCGAUCUAAAUGCGACUCGUAUCGUCACGUAAAGUUAAGUUUACUUAAACCAAAAAGCAAACAGCGGUGAGGCUUCAGUGCAGAGACAGACACUGCACACACUGUAAUGGGUAUGGAUGAAGCGGAGUCCAAAGAGUCGGUGCACAAAGCUGAGCAGACAGAAUCUCGCUCAUUAAUAAUAAAAGCUGAGGAAGAGGAGGCGACACCGCAGCGGGGACACUUGGGGGACCUCUCAGCAGGUCAAGAGGACGUGACCAAUGGUCUCACAUCUCAUGACAGCCAGGACGCUCCUGUCACCUCUGUAUGCUCCCCAGGUACCAAUUACUGGUGUGUCUCUGAGAGUGCAGACUCGCCUUUCCUUCUGUCUCCCAUCCCAGGACCAUCUACAAAGGACCCCCCUCCAGUAAAGCACACACCUGGCCGAGACCACCGGCGCUAUUACCAUGAAUACUGGCGCAGCGAGUACCUCAUGGACUUCGACCCACAGAGACGAGGGAUGAUCUGCAUGGUGUGUGGCAGUUCACUGGCAACCCUGAAGUUAAGCACCAUCAAGAGGCACAUCAAUCAGAAGCAUCCGUACUCCCUGCUGUGGACCGAGUCAGAUAAAGAUGUGAUCCGGUCGGGAUGGGAGAGUCAUUUGAAUCGAGAAAACAGCCAGGGGCCGUCAUGUCCCACUCCAGAUAUUCCUCCAGAGUCACAGGAGAUUCUGGAUGUUAACAGGCACUCCGCAGGCAAGCCUGGUGGUUCCAUCUCUCCAGUGCUUCAGGCCCAGUCUGGCAUUAGCAGGGUCACGCCAUCCCCUCCGACCUCCUCGGUCCAGGAGCUCCCAGGCCCCACAGCUCAGGUGAUGGAGCGCUACCUGAACGACUCGCUGCACGCCUGGUUCCGCCAGGAGUUCCUGAUGGAAUACCAGGCGGAGGAGGGCCGUCUAGUAUGCAUGGUAUGCAGCGGUCUGUUGCCUUCACUGCACCUGGAUCACAUUAAAAGUCACAUGCUGGAUCUGCACCCAAACUCUCUGCUGUACAGCGCUGAGGAAAAGCACUCCAUCCUGCAGAUCUGGGCUAAGAUGCACGGUGAAGAAUCCCAUUCUUUACAACCUCAAGUCAAAUCGGAACAACAUACCAAAGAAAUAAACUUAGAUGGUUCAGCCUCAUUCAUCCCUCUGAAUGUGGAUCCCAUUCAGGGAAACUUGGUGAGCUACAUAAGAGGAGAUGAGAAUCCACCUGACACUGGUCAGAGAGCCCAGUCUUUACCUUAUUAUCCCAGAAAGAGAAGACUGAAAUACGGCAGCCCCUGGCGUCUCCGCCUGGAUUAUUUAGUGGCAUACGGUCCUCCGGAAAACCCGCUCUGCUACUGUAUGGUGUGUUCUGAACACAUGCCUGUGCCGAGGGUCAGCAACUUCCGCAAGCACAUCCAGAAGUGCCAUCCGGAGACAAGCAGCCUCAGCAGAAGUGAGAGAGAUGCUGUGGUCAGUGCUUGGAUAAAGGAGGAGAAUAUCGACAAGGCUACACCGAAAGAGGAUGACUCAGAAAGUGGCCCUGUCACUACAAACGCUGCUGGUGACACUCAGGUGUCUCCUGUGAAAACCACAGAGCAAGGAGGUGAAACAGAAGACAAUAAUAGCACAAAUAUCACACCGUCAACGCAGACGCCUGCACGGCACAGGCACUACCCGGGGAAGGACCAGCGGCGCAAUUACCAGGCCCGCUGGAAGAUGGACUUCCUGAUGGACUACGACUGCAAGAAGCACGGAUUGAUCUGCAUGGUGUGUGGCGCUACGCUCGCAACGCUAAAGGUCAGCACCAUUAAGAGACACAUCCUACAAGUGCACCCUCACUCGCUGGACUACAACCCAGAAGAGAGGCAGCUGGUCCUGCUUUGCUACAACCAGAUCUCAGCGCACUUUCAUUCGGAUGACUGUUUUUCGGGUUCGAACCACGGCCAUAAAGAGAAUGCUAACGGUAAUGCUUAUGUUAAUACCGAAUGCACUACGAGCCAGAGCACUUAAUUGAAAGA